UCAUCCAAAUUCUAACGAAGGGGUUAAAAGUCGAAAAGAGAAAGAAUGUGGGGAUCAAAAUACCAAAAAAAAAAAAAAAAUCAGAACCCCAAACUUGAAAAGAGCGUAAUCGGAAAACAGAACCAGCGGUGACAUAUCGGAAUCAGUUAACGAGUUGCUUUAGCACCUAUCACUCUGCAAUCCUGAAAACAAGAUCUAUUAUCAUUCAUCGAAGAAAAGAAAAUGGUUGAUUCAAAGUUACUUAUAUCGUAACAAAUAGUUAGAAUUAAGCGUAGAAAUGGGUUGGGGAAGAGGAAUAUUCGAAGGUUCAGUAGUGUUAGGAUGUUUAUGUUCAUUAGGUUGGGCAGGUUUAUGGUUCUUAAACCGUCGUCUUUACAAAGAAUACGAAGAGAAACGUGUUCUCGUUCAAAUCAUUUUCAGUAUCGUUUUUGCUUUCUCUUGCAAUCUUCUUCAACUUGUUAUCUUCGAAAUCAUUCCCAUUCUCUCCAAAGAGGCAAGAGUGGUGAACUGGCAGAUUGAUUUAUUCUGUUUGAUUCUAUUGUUGGUAUUUCUAUUGCCCUAUUAUCAUUGUUACUUGAUGCUUAAAAAUAGUGGUUUGAGAACUGAAAGAGCUGCACUUGGAGCUGUUUUGUUUUUGUUUGCUUUUCUUUAUGCGUUUUGGAGGAUGGGUAUUCACUUUCCUAUGCCAUCACCUGAUAAAGGUUUCUUUACUAUGCCUCAACUUGUGAGUAGAAUUGGGGUGAUUGGUGUUACUGUCAUGGCUGUUUUAUCUGGUUUUGGUGCUGUAAACUUGCCAUACAGUUAUUUAUCACUUUUCAUCAGAGAGAUUGAGGAAACAGAUAUCAAGGCCUUGGAAAGACAACUAAUGCAGUCAAUUGAGACUGGUAUAUCAAAGAAAAAGAAAAUUAUUCUGGGUCAAAUUGAGAUGGAGCACAAGCAAGGAUCUGAGGAGAAGUUAAAUGCCAGAUCUUUUAUCAGACGCAUUGUUGGUACAGUUGUUCGAUCUGUGCAUGAGGACCAAAAGGAACAAGAUAUCAAAGGCAUGGAAGCAGAAGUACUGGCUCUAGAAGAGCUUUCAAAGCAAUUGUUCUUGGAGAUCUAUGAGCUUCGUCAAGCAAAGGAAGCUGCUGCAUAUUCUCGAACUUGGAAAGGACAUAUGCAGAAUCUACUAGGUUAUGCAUGCUCUGUUUAUUGUGUGUAUAAAAUGAUCAAGUCAUUGCAAAGUGUUGUUUUCAAACAGGCUGGUUCAGUUGAUCCAGUUACAAGGAUGAUAAGUAUAUUCCUACAAUUUUUUGAUAUUGGAAUAAAUGCAGCCUUAUUAUCUCAGUAUAUUUCCUUGCUAUUCAUUGGAAUGUUGGUUGUGAUAUCAGUGCGUGGAUUCUUAACAAAUUUAAUGAAGUUCUUUUUCGCUGUUUCAAGAGUUGGAAGUGGGUCGUCCAGCAACGUUGUUCUGUUUUUGUCUGAGAUAAUGGGAAUGUAUUUUUUAUCUUCUAUUCUUUUAAUCAGGAAAAGCUUAGCAACUGAAUACAGGAUUAUCAUUACAGAGGUAUUGGGUGGAGAUAUCCAGUUCGAUUUUUAUCACCGGUGGUUUGACGCAAUUUUUGUGGCUAGUGCAUUCCUUUCACUACUUUUACUGUCUGCACAUUAUACAUCUCGCCAAAUUGACAAACAUCCAAUUGAUUGAAACAUAUACUCCCAAUAUACAUGUAUAGUUUCUACUGCCACGGAAGUGAAUAGCGGAUUAAAACAUCCAUGCUGGAAGAGAUCAUCAGUGAGAGGGUUGAUAUUGCUUUUUAUAUCAACGAAUGCACAUUCGACCAAAUCUAUCAGAAUAUCCAUUUUGGAUUAUCUUCUUUCGUAAGUGGAAACUUCCGAGCAGAUAUUGUUGUUGGGCAGCAUGUUGAAUGUAGAUUUGCUUAUGCUUUGUUGAAUACAUAGAAUGAAUUGGAUGUCAAUAGUUUUUGCACUUGGCCUGGGAUUGUGGUUCCAUGGGCACAAGGAACUACAUACUUAUUGGUAAAUUUUAGAUUAUCCGUAGUUAAAAUCCCCUAUCCAAAACAUCAGUUGUUUGUCUUUUAUAGUUUUCUGUUAUGGUCUGUCUAUAAUUCUUUAACAUGUUAAAGAGAUUAAUUAAAAGUGUAUGUGCAUUUAUCACUCUGAUAUACAAUGAUUUGUGUGUUCAUUG
Molecule: messenger RNA, 2185 nt
Organism: Cicer arietinum (chickpea)
Lineage: Eukaryota; Viridiplantae; Streptophyta; Magnoliopsida; Fabales; Fabaceae
Product: GPCR-type G protein 2
Biological process (GO): response to abscisic acid
Cellular component (GO): membrane
Molecular function (GO): abscisic acid binding
Source: RefSeq, a predicted model, not a curated record